AUAAAGUCAAAGCAGAGCUCUUAGCAGCAAGCCAGCAAAACGAGGCGUUGAGACAAGAAAUUCAGGAGCUCAGGAGAAGACCCCAAAAUGAACCAUCUUUGGAGGAAUUGUGUAAUGUCAUUAAGGAGGAAACAGAGGCCAUGAGGCUCCAAAAUGACAGCAUACAAGAGGAAAUCCAGGAGCUCAAAGAAAAGCGUAGAAAUUUAACUGCUCUGGAUGAAACGUAUGACACACUGAAAGCAGAGAAAGAGGCGAUAAGCCAGCAAAAUGACGACCUGAGACAAGAGAUUCGGGAGAUAUCCAAAGAUCUCCGAUAUGAAAAGGCUCUGCGGGAAAUGAAUGAGCAAAUGGAAGUUUCAAAAGUGACCAUCAGCCAGGAGAACGCAGCACUGAAAGAACAACGCCAGAAGCUCUACAAAGAUUAUGAAGAUCAAAAGAUUUUCGGUGUCAUGUGUAGGGAGAAGUUGCACAACAUGGGAUUUAUGUGCAGAGAAAAUGAAGACAUCCAAAUAGACAUUGAGGACCUUACCAGUAGGAUCCAGAACAGAGAAGCCAUGAAAGACAAAUAUAAAGCCCUGAAAGCAGAAGAAAAAGUUGUCUCUGCAAAACAAAAUGAGCUUCUUAAAACACUUGCAACGCUCCACUCAAAGUUUCGAGGUAUGAAAGAAUAUGAAGGCAAGUGUGGUCCGCUGAGAGAGGAGAUAGGAGCCUUAAGACAACGCAACGAUGAACUCCAUCAAGAAAUCCAACAGUGCAGUGAGGAGAUAGAAAACAAAACUGUUACAAAGGCAAUUUAUGACUCACUGAAAGGAGAGAAAAAGAAUCUAACGCACAGAAAUAAAAUCCUGAAAAAAGAAAUUCAGGAGGUGGAGAAAAGGCUUGUAAAGGAACAAGCUUUGGUAGACAGGAAUGAUGUCAUGAAAGAAGAAAACGAAGCCUUGAUCCAACAAAACCACACAUUACAGCUGGAGGUUGAAGAGCUCUACGGCAGACUGCAAAGUGAAAAAAUACUGGAGGUCCUGUACAAAUCGCUGACAACGGAAAUAAAUGCCACGAGUCGAAGAAAUGAUGUACUUCGACGAGAGGUCCAGAAGCUCAAAGAAAAGCUGAACAGUGAAAGAGCUUUAGAAAGUGCACGCAAUGCAAUGAAGGCUGAGAAACAGAAGGUCGACCGAGAGCACGCAGCACUACAGCAAGAAAUUCAAGACCUGAACAGCUCCUGAAGAGCUAUAUGGAAAGCUGACAUACAUUGUUUUUGCUUUCCAAGGGAAAAAAGGGUAUGGAUUUAACUUCAGCCUCACACAAAAAGGUGCUGGUUUAAUUUCUGGGCCUGACUCUUUUUGUGUGGAGUUGGAUUUUCUCCCCUGUGUGAAUGUGUGUGAGUGGUUGUUUGUUUCUAUGUGCCCUGUGUUGGACUGGCGACCUAUCCAGGUUGUACCCGGCCUCUCACCUAAUGUCAGCUGGGAUUGGCUCCAGUCGAGCAUAUGGAUGAAACUUCAGCCUCACACAAAAAGGUGCUGGUUCAAUUCCUGGGCCUGACUCUUUUUGUGUGGAGUUGGAUUUUCUCCUCAGGUUGACCUAAAAAUACCAAACCACAAACUAAAAGAGGGGCAGCACAGUGGCGCAGUGGUUAGCACUGUCGCCUCAGAGCAAGAAGGUCCAGGGUUUGAACCUUGGUCAUCUGCGUCUCUGUGUGGAGUUCAUAUGUUCUCCCCGUGUCUGUCCCGGUUCUCUCCGGGUGCUCCGGCUUCCCCCCACAUCAUAAAACAUUUAUUAUGUAGAUUCUGAAUUGACCAAAAAUACCAAACCACUAACUAAAAGAGGGGCGGCGCAGUGGCGCAGUGGUUAGCACUGUUGCCUCAGAGCAAGAAGGUCCAGGGUUUGAACCUUGGUCGUCUGCGUCUCUGUGUGGAGUUUACAUGU
This is a messenger RNA of Micropterus dolomieu (smallmouth bass), 1923 nucleotides long. RefSeq names its product protein Daple-like. The transcript has a single exon. Bases 141 to 1223 code for a protein of 360 amino acids. The record is from RefSeq and is a predicted model, not a curated record. Lineage: Eukaryota; Metazoa; Chordata; Actinopteri; Centrarchiformes; Centrarchidae.